Medicago truncatula (barrel medic) is the source of this 869-nucleotide messenger RNA. Its product is annotated as dirigent protein 22. The coding region runs from base 119 to 709 and encodes 196 amino acids. The transcript has a single exon. NCBI's taxonomy places the organism in Eukaryota, Viridiplantae, Streptophyta, Magnoliopsida, Fabales, Fabaceae. The record is from RefSeq and is a predicted model, not a curated record.
CCUCACUUUCUUUAACUUCACUUCAUUAAGCUUCCACUAUUAUUGUCUUCUCUCCUAGUCCUCCACUACUUUACUGUCUCCACAGUUAGCAUCACAACAAUCUCUUGCAUCCACCAUAAUGCCUUCCAAACAUUUCCUCAUCACUUUGUUCUUCUUCCUUCUCAUAUCUUGCAACACACUCUCUGCUUCAACUUCAUCAGAAAAACAAGACACAGUUGAUUUUGUUCGUCCAAUAGAUCGCAAGUUGUUAGGCCUAAACAAGAAGGAAAAGCUAAGUCAUUUCAAAUUUUAUUGGCAUGACAUAGUGAGUGGAAAAAACCCUACUUCUAUCGUAGUUAUUCCACCAUCAUUAAACUCCAACACUGCCUUUGGUUCAGUCCGCAUGAUCGACAACCCUUUAACUUUAGGACCACAGUUGAAUUCUAAGAUUGUUGGAAAAGCUCAAGGGUUCUAUGCAUCUGCAUGCAAAGAUGAAGUUGAUUUGCUUAUGGCUAUGAAUUUUGCUUUUACUGAAGGAAAGUAUAAUGGAAGUACACUUACUAUAUUGGGAAGGAAUGCUGUUUUUCAUAAAGUUAGAGAGAUGCCUGUGAUUGGUGGUAGUGGAGUUUUCAGAUUUGCUAGAGGUUAUGCUGAAGCUAAUACUCAUUCGAUUGAUUUCAAAUCUGAGGAUGCUUGUGUUGAGUACAAUGUUCAUGUUUUUCACUAUUAAUUGUUAACUAUUGUUGUUGUUUUCUGUUCAAAAAAUAAGUUUGUUGUUGUUCAAGUUAUGUUUAUGUUUAUUUUAGUAGUCGAUUCUACUAUAUGCACAUGUGAAAUAAAUCAUGCAUCAUAUGAAAUCAAAUGAAUUAUGAUGUAAUUUAUUAGUUUAA